UGGGAAUUUAGCCAUUGAACCAUCACACCAGACCCUGACCGCCUCAUUAAUAAAAUGGUAAUAGCAAGGAUUAUUUGGCUUAGUGGUUGAGUCAUCGCAUGGGAGUGCCGGGUUGAACUCCAGCCCAAUCUGUUCAGGCUUCCUGCCAGUAUACACCUUGGGUCAAGCAGUUGACUUAAGAGAGAGGUCCGGAUGAAACUCCAGGCCUGGCCCAGCUGUGGCAGGCAUUUGGGGAGUGAAGCAGCAAAUGAAAGGCUGGGAUGGUUUGUCACUAACAGCAGCUAUAACUCUGGCUCUUCAGGGUAUCCCAGGAAGCAGAGAAGGUCACCAUGUUGGAGCCCAAGGAAGAGGGAUGGCCCAGGGACUGUGAGAGCAGGCUUCCUGGGCCCCACUCGGCCAGUCAAGAGAUGUUCCGCCAGCGCUUCAGGCAGCUGUGUUACCGGGAGACGCCGGGUCCCCGGGAGGCCCUGAGCCAGCUCCGGGUGCUGUGCUGUGAGUGGCUGAGGCCUGAACGGCACACCAAGGAGCAGAUCCUGGAGCUGCUGGUGCUGGAGCAGUUCCUGGUCAUCCUGCCUGAGGAGCUUCGGGCCUGGGUGCGGGGACAUCACCCUAAGAGCGGAGAGGAAGCCGUGACGGUGCUGGAGGACUUAGAGAAAGGACUUGAACCAGAGCUGCAGGUCCCGGGCCCCGCACGCGGACCUGCACUGGAGGAGCCGGGAGAGGAGCAGCCACCACUGGGGGCAGCUCGGGAGGCUGCAGGUGCCCAGCUCCAGCUUGAACCUCAGGACUCGCAGCCUUUCCCAAAGAGCGAACAGGUCUGUUUACAUUUUCCAUCAGCUGUAGAUGGUGCAGAGCUCAAGGACAAAGCAGCGUUGACAGAACCACCCAGUGUGGAGGUGGAGUCACCGGCAUUCCCAGAGGCACUUGCCAGCCCCACUGCCAUGUUCAAGGCUACGUCUUGUGUUGAAAGCACCUUAGGACAGUCACAAAGGAAACCUAAAGUGGGCAGAGUGAGGCAGUCCCCUGCCCAGGGAGCAGGUUCGAGGCAGACAGUUGUCACCCAUAAGAAAACUCCCCAAGGGAAGAAAGACCACAAGUGUACUGAAUGCGGUAAAGCCUUCAUUUAUAAUUCACACCUGGUCAUCCAUCAGAGAAUCCAUUCUGGAGAGAAACCCUACAAGUGUAGUGACUGUGGGAAGACUUUCAACCAGAGCUCAAACCUCAUUCAGCAUCAGAGAAUUCACACGGGGGAGAAACCCUAUGAGUGUGGCGAGUGCGGGAAGGCUUUCAGGUGGGGCGCUCAUCUUGUGCAGCACCAGAGGAUCCACUCCGGAGAGAAGCCCUAUGAGUGUAAGAAAUGUGGCAAGGCCUUCAGCCAGAGCUCCUAUCUCAGUCAGCACCUGAGGAUUCACAGUGGAGAAAAGCCGUUUGUGUGUAAAGGAUGUGGGAAGGCCUACCGCUGGAGCUCAGAGCUACUUAGACACCAGCGAGUGCAUGCUGGCGCAGAAUCUGCCCCGUACGUGGACGGGGAGAAAGGCUCCAGAUAG
Messenger RNA from Ochotona princeps (American pika), 1547 nucleotides. It is a transcript of the gene ZNF232, whose product is annotated as zinc finger protein 232. The record is from RefSeq and is a predicted model, not a curated record. Gene Ontology annotation, biological process: regulation of transcription by RNA polymerase II. NCBI's taxonomy places the organism in Eukaryota, Metazoa, Chordata, Mammalia, Lagomorpha, Ochotonidae. Gene Ontology annotation, molecular function: DNA-binding transcription factor activity, RNA polymerase II-specific; RNA polymerase II cis-regulatory region sequence-specific DNA binding. The transcript has 4 exons. The coding region runs from base 330 to 1547 and encodes 405 amino acids.